CCUCGAGGCAACGGCUAGCGCCCCUUUCCCACACUGGAUGCUCGUUCGCCCGCCGAGUCCCGUUUACUCAUCACGCGCGCACGGUUCGCUGGCACGCGCUGUACUGCUGCUUGGCGAACGCACCCGAAAUGGUUUAAACAAGAAAAUCAAGCAUCCCAAAAACAAAGUGUACAAACCAUGCCAAGAAUGUAAAUAUAUUUGAAGAGUGGGUUGCAGAAUCCUUUCAGGUGAGAGGAAACUAUAGAACCUUCAGGAGGAGGUGUGAAUGGAGUCUGAAUACCUCAAGAGAUGCCUAGGAAUAUGCUUGGCAAAGGGACUUGCAGAAGUGGUAGAGCAUCGGCCCAUAGACCCAAUAGAGUAUCUGGCAUACUGGAUUUACAAAUACAGGAGAAAUUUAGAUGAAGAACAACAGAGGAAGCAGGAGAGGGCUGAACUUGAGCAAGAGCGUGAGGAGGCCCUGAAAGAACUGGAAAUGUUAGAAAAAAUGAAGGAAGAAGAACUCAUGUUCCAGCAGAAACUUGCAGAGGAGCAGCAGGCUCAGCUGGAACGAGAACAUGAGGAGGCUCAGCUGGAACUAGAAAGGGUAGAGAAAGAGAAAGCAAAAGAGCUGUCCUUGCAGCAAAAAGCUGAAGAGGAACCGGGGGAUAAAUCAAGGACAUUAGCUGAGCUUACAGAUAAAUAUGGAGCCCCUAAUUUGGCCCGAGUUGAGGAGAUAGAUGAGAGUGGGCAAUCUGACGCUGCACUGAAUCUCACGGCUGAAUCAGAGGAAGAAAACCCAACUGAUAUGAAAGUCGAUUCCUGAAGUUUAGUGACUUACUGUAAUUGUGUAUUUAAUAUAUGGAAUGAAUUUAUCAGUGAUACCUGGGGGUUUGAGAGUUAGAUAACAAAAUCUUUUAAGGCAGCUAAUUUAAGGCAAAUAUCAUAAAAAUAAAAAUCAUUCAAAUUCUGGGAAAAACUGAUUUGACUUGCUACUGAUUACUAAUUCAUUUAGUGUUCUAUGCAUCAGGUUGUAAAUACUGUACCUAGAUUCAAUGGAACCAGGAGAGACAAUCUCUUCUAAAGCUGAUACACUGAAUUCCACGUAGUUCACCAAAUAAGACACUUUCAGACAAGUAUCCCAAAACCUAAUAUCCUGACUGGCCUUCAUGAAUAUUAAAUAUUAAUGCUCUAGAAGUAAGCUUAGGGAUUCAUCCUGAUGUAGUUGUCCAAAAAUUCUCCUCUUCUCAUUUAUUAGAUUGGUUACUGCUUCCAUCCAGAACUAGUUACAUUUCAUUAGUGGAAGAAGUGAUUCCUGGAUGUACACUGUUUUAUAAUAAAGGUCUUGAUCUGAGUUCUCUAGGAUCAAUGGGGUUACUCAUGUAUUGAAAAUUUUACAGAUGCUUAAGUGCUUUGCUGUAUGUGGGCUACAGUGUUCAGUACCUUGUAGGAUAGAGUCCAAAAUGCUUUCAAAUGAAAGGUGCUAUCUAGAAUAUUAAAUGAGAGUUGUUAUCUGAUGAAUUCUUGUUAGUAAUGGACAAACCUCAAAAGGUUUUGAAGUUCACUUCAAAUAGGCAUCAGAUAAUCAUCAUAUCUGAACUUAGCCUGAUUUCCUGACCAAAGAGAUUUGCAAAAUUCUCUGGUUUUCUCCUGGCCAAAAAUUCCACAAUUGUGGUAUUUUUUUCUAUAUUUCAUUACUUAUAUUCCCAGUUGAACCGAGCAAGUGCUGAUGUGUCCAUUUAAAAAACAAACUAUAAAACCUUUACAAAAUUC
Messenger RNA from Terrapene triunguis (Three-toed box turtle), 1749 nucleotides. It is a transcript of the gene DYDC1, whose product is annotated as DPY30 domain containing 1. Lineage: Eukaryota; Metazoa; Chordata; Testudines; Emydidae. The transcript is spliced from 7 exons. The coding region runs from base 266 to 802 and encodes 178 amino acids. The record is from RefSeq and is a predicted model, not a curated record. Gene Ontology annotation, cellular component: Set1C/COMPASS complex.